This is a messenger RNA of Cotesia glomerata, 1163 nucleotides long. RefSeq names its product tRNA (guanine-N(7)-)-methyltransferase. Gene Ontology annotation, cellular component: tRNA methyltransferase complex. Lineage: Eukaryota; Metazoa; Arthropoda; Insecta; Hymenoptera; Braconidae. The record is from RefSeq and is a predicted model, not a curated record. Bases 348 to 995 code for a protein of 215 amino acids. The transcript has 6 exons. Gene Ontology annotation, molecular function: tRNA (guanine(46)-N7)-methyltransferase activity. Gene Ontology annotation, biological process: tRNA methylation; RNA (guanine-N7)-methylation.
AGUAAAAACUAAACUAAGAAUAAAGUACCAGCAGAGUAGACAGAAUAAUAAACAUUGAGACAAAAUAUUUUUUUAUCAGGAAGUCUGGAAACACAUGACGUAUGAUGCAUGACCCAUUGUACUCAUAUCAUGUUUGAGUGUCUUCAAUAUGUAUAUAUAAUUAUCAAUGCGUGUAACGAUCAAUAGUUAAAUACAACACUGCAUUAUAUGCUUAUUAUGUACAAACAUACAUACUUAGGAUUCAAAGACUCACCAGUUUAUUGUAUGUAGAUCAAUUAUUAAGUAAUUAGACUCUUCUAUCAAUCACAUGGCACAAUCUACAAAAAAAUCCUACGAAGCCUGAGUUGAUGGACUGGAGUUCGUUGUAUCCGGAAUAUUUUUCUGAUAGUCAGGAUGAGAGCGAACGUAAACCUGGAGUUGAAUUUGCAGAUAUUGGCUGUGGCUAUGGCGGAUUGCUGGUCACUCUGUCAGGAAUGUUUCCGGAGAAUUUAAUAUUGGGAAUGGAGAUCAGGAUAAAAGUAUCUGACUAUGUCAUGGACAGGAUUGCAGCCUUGAGAUCGCAACAUCCAGGUCAAUACCAAAAUAUUGCUUGUUUGAGGACAAACGCUAUGAAGUAUUUACCAAAUUACUUCAAAAAAGGACAGUUGAAGAAAAUUUUCUUCUUGUAUCCAGAUCCUCACUUCAAGAAGGCGAAACACAAGUGGAGAAUUAUUAACGACACAUUACUAGCUGAGUAUGCUUAUGUUCUAGCUGAACAGGCAAUUAUCUACACAAUGACUGACGUGAAAGAGCUUCACGAGUGGAUGGUUAAGCAUUUUGUGAAUCACCCUUUAUUCGAAAGAAUUUCAGGCGAUGAAUUGGACACGGAUCCGAUUGUUCCGAAACUUUAUGAGAGCACCGAAGAAGGUCAGAAAGUCACGAGAAAUAAAGGAGACAAAUUUUUAGCUGUGUUCCGUCGAAUACCCGACAAAUUCGUACCUGAUGAUAAAAGAUAGCGUAGACUAUUGAUUUUUUUUAAAUUGGAAAUCCAAUAUUUUAUCAAAUUAUAAGCUGUAUUAAUAAACAUUUUUUUUUUAAUAAUACAAUAAACUCGAAUUUAAAUAAAUUCAGGUUUAAUUUCAAAAAUUUUACUUCACAGAUGGUUUGGUAGAAUGUAAUUUAAG